This is a messenger RNA of Temnothorax curvispinosus, 7445 nucleotides long. Its product is annotated as polycomb group protein Pc-like. The record is from RefSeq and is a predicted model, not a curated record. The coding region runs from base 2474 to 3760 and encodes 428 amino acids. NCBI's taxonomy places the organism in Eukaryota, Metazoa, Arthropoda, Insecta, Hymenoptera, Formicidae. The transcript is spliced from 5 exons.
CACUCUCGUUUCGGGAUCCGUUGAGGCAGCACGCGUAUCGCUCUCUCCACGGGACAGGAUAGAAAAGUGUCGGGUGUGCGUUACGCGCGUAUCGCUCUUGUGUUUUCACGGAAACUCGGUGAAACGGCGCGCUCGCUUUCGCUUCGUUUUCGAACGUGAGCGUGUUCCGAGCCGCCCGCAGGGAUACACGAUACACAGGCGCCUUACUACGAACCGUGGUGCGCGCUGGUGUGUGCGCGCGUCGAAUAUACAGUGGACGUGUACGUGUGUGUAUGUGUGUGACAGAACGUCGCAGGAGGAUGCGGCGUUGCCGGAUGUAAUAGGCGCGAAUACGCGUACGUAGCGUACUGUACGGUGCGCGGCGGCGAGGCCGCCGAGGAGAGGAACAGGGACGCGCGCGCGUCCGACGGAAAGGGAGAGAGAGCGUGCGGCGUCGUCGAUCGAUCGAUUUCGACUCGUUCGCCGGAGGUGGAAAAUCGUCGAGCUGUUAGCGUUUGCCGCCGUAUAGCCGCCGCGCCACACCGCCACACCGCCGUGCGUAUUCGCGAGAGAGCAUCGGUUGCGGCGAUACGCCACGGUGACAUUUGCGGUGCGGUGCUAUCGAUGAAACAGGCUUGGCAACGUCGCGCUCUGCCCUCGCACACAAACGCGCGCGCGUAUACACGUACCUAGAAGGGAACUUGGGGUGGCUGGCUGGUUGGCUGGCUCGCUGCGGCUGGCAGGCAGGCAGGCAAGCAGGCUAGCGGACAGGCAAACAGGGCAGGCCAGGCAGACGGCUUUCUUGUUCCGAGGACGGUGCUCCUGGUCGCGCCGUCUCUCUUUCCUACCUCCAUUGCGCUUACUCUUCCUCUCCCCCGGCCCCUCCUGCCUCCUCUCCCUUGUCUCGGUCAACUCAAUUGCGCUCUCGUUCUCUCCCUUUCUCCCUCCCUCUCCUCGGCUUCUCUCUUUAUCUCUUUCUCUCUCUUGCGCGCGCGCGCGCGCGUUUAUGCCGCACGUACCGUUGAGAGCUUCUCCCUUCCCCUGCCGUGCUCUUUCUCUGCCCCUCUACCCCCUCUCCCCACCUUACCUCGAACGAAUCGGGCGAGUCCACUAGGCUUGCGAGGGGUGUUCGGCAGACCUCGUCUCUAGUCGGCCUCGAUCCGCAGAGUGCGUUAGACGCCGCGAGUCGAUCGCUCCGGUACACGGACAUACGCGAGCGGUAGCAUACGCGAGUACGUCGUGGGGCCCGCGAAUGCCAUUGCGCGUUACCUGCGCAUAGCCGCGGCCCGCGGCAGCCCGUAUUGCGGCCAAUUUGCCCGUUCAGCCUGGGACGCACUCGAUCAGCGUAUAUCCGUACGACGGCCAUGUUUGGUGUUUACGACGUGAGGGGGAGCCGCUGACGUCACACGGGACGAGAGCGCGAACGGCCGAUCUCGCCCGAACGAACGCGACCGCGCGGCUACGGGCGACGGACGACGGGCGGCAGCAGCGACAGGCAAGCCGAACCGACGACGACGACGACGAGGAGGAAAAACGUGCCGCGCCACGCCGGUAGCCCACCACCGAUACGCGUCGCGCGCGCCCGCGCACAACGAGCGCCGUCGUCGAAUAAGGAACCACGACACGGGCAACCCGUGCGAUAGAGGACCGGCGUCGCGUCUCGUGUAUGCGUGCGUAUACUUACGUACGCUCGCGUAGCGCGAAACUGGAAUCGCUCACCGGGCGCCGCUGUCCGGCUCCCUCUUUUCCGAUGGGACGCUCGAACCCGCCGAUCUCGCUCGCCGUGGUCACCGCCGCUACUGGCUUUUCAAAAAACAUCGCGCGCAUCGUCACCUUCUUCCCCGGUUUCUCCGCCGUCACGCCGCUAGCGUUCUCUCUGUAAAAACGCACUUGCCGCCCGCGACCGAUCGCUUCGCCGGAAAAAGGAGUAGCGAUCCGGGCGAUGCCGAGCAACGUUGCACGGCUCUAUCGGACGACGGCGACGACGACGACCCGUCGUGAUUGACAACGCGUGUCCGACGAUGCGCGACGCGGAGUCGCGAACGAACUGACUCGAUCGUCAACUCGAAGAUACGAUCGCGCCACGUGGUAAUCGCGCACGUGUCCUACACACGUCUCCGGCUGCACGCAGCGCAUGCUGGUAUCGUCCGCUUCCUCUCGCUCAAAGGUGCCGCGAUCGAUCGGAGCGGACGAUCGUCCUCUCUCGCGCGACGCAACGUACGACGCGCACGUGCACCCAGUGAUCGCACUCGACUUACACUCGCGAGCGCGCUCGCGUCUGUGUUGGUGUCGGUGUGUACACAUACGCGCGUGUCUGUGAUCGAUCCGUCUGUGCCGCCGGUGUGUUGUUUGUCGUGCCGGUUUUUACAUAUGGUGUUUCGCGGGAUACCUAGCGCGAUACGCAGCCACAAGCCGAACGGGGACCGAACGAGGAUCGUCCGGGUUAACUACAUCCAGGAUUAAGGACACCGCUCCUCCGUCAAAGCAGAGAACCAUGGAGCUGGGUGACAGAGUUUACGCCGCGGAGCGGAUCACGAAAAAGAGGGAAAAGCGGGGCAAGAUCGAGUACUUUGUCAAAUGGAAAGGAUGGAGCAAAAAAUAUAACACAUGGGAGCCGGAAGAAAAUAUUUUGGAUGUCAGAUUAAUCGAAUUGUACGAGGAGAAUCAAAAGAACGCGGAAGUAGUAGUGCCCACCACCAGAAGGCCAAGGCGAAGGGAUACUAGAUACAGUGAACAACUGUCUAAUCUUGUUGUCGAUGAGGAGCCCGGCGGAGACGAAAGGGUGGGCGAAGACAGUCAGGAUGAAUCGACAACAGGCAGCACUUCGGCGUCUCGUUUAAAUCCAGUAGCCCCCGACGAGGACACCCUCCCAAGUUCCUUAGACAGCCAUGAGUCUCCAACGCCGCCAGAGUUGGCAUCGGCAUACAGCGUCGAUUCUGACAGUUCCAACAGCAGUAUGGAUACUCCCCUAUUGCCUAGAAAAGAACGUAUGAAAAGGAAGGCUGAGGUCCUUAGUGCUCAAUCCGGCAAAAUCGGCGUGACGAUUACCACGAGCAGUCCUAGUAGUGGCAGUGGUAGUCCACCUCCGAGCAAAGUUCCUCGGUUAUUGCCUUUAAAAAACAACCCCACAAAUCCUUCUUAUCACAGUCACAAAGCCAAUGGUCAAAAUCAGAGAAGGCCGUCAUCCUCCAACAAUGUGAAGUCAACACCAGAGGAACCUCUGCCGGCAGUGCCGACGACGCCGGCACCGGCAGUACAAGACAAAAAGCGUCCUGAAGCUGAUGUACCUCAUGGUCCGCCACCCUCUCUUCCACGUGCACCGCCAGCACCGCUGUCUCCUCAGAUAGAUACACCUUUGGAGCAAGUUGCAACAAAGAAGAGGCAGUUAUCGGAGCAAAAGCAGGACAAAGCGAACGCGGUUGCUGCGGACAAAGCCAACGGUCACAAAUCACCUAGCCCCACGGACUCUUACACUAAUAACAAUAGGUUACCCACUGUCGUGAAUGGACACCACAGCCCUAACAAUAACAAUAAUAACAAUAACAAUAACAACAACAAUAAUAAUAAUACUAGUUCAAACGUCAAGCAAACCGAGAUUCCGAAGUCAGAGAUCUACGUUCCACUCACAAAUCCCGGCACGGAUUAUUGGCACGCGAGAAAUCCCGUGGCUGAUCAAGUAUUUAUCACAGACGUUACCGUUAAUCUGAAGACCGUUACCAUCAGGGAAUGCAAGACUGAAAAGGGUUUCUUUCGAGAGAGGGAUCCUAAAGAAACUCUUUGAGCUUCAAGAAUGAUAAUCAUUAUUCUUGACGGUCCUGCAUCGGGAAUAUCCGCUCUAAGUUGUAUUGAAUCACAAUGUGUAAAUAUAAAUUAUUUUCGCUCCUCGGAUGUUAAGACGAGGAUGUAAUCAUGAUAUCAAGGAAGUUUUCUAGCAAUGAGUAAAUAAGUGACGACGUCACUCAAUGUUGCUAUGAAAAUGACGAAAGCAGUCGGGCAUCGCGCAAAGAUCUGUACAAUCUUGAGGCACCGAUUGGAGUCUCAAGAACAUCGAAUAGAUGCUGAAACCAAAUACGGUCAAUCAGAGUUCGAUAUAAAAAUCCGCGAAUCUUUUUUCCAAACUGAAAAUUGAUCGGUGUGUCCAGACGUGCGAUUCUGUGUAAAUUGAUUGUAAAGACUAGACGACGUCGGUAUGACAAGUUCAUUACCGUAUAUACAUCAUACCUGCUAUCACGACAUAUUUUAAAAUGCUUGGUAGAUUUUAACCACACGCUGAAGAUCUGGAAAACAUUAGAGGAUGUAUCUUCUAGUUGAUUUUAUCAUUUGCUUGUCUUAGAACGCUAAGAGAAUGCUAUAAAGUAAAAUCUUAGCUUUCGUUUUUACACUACGGGAUAUAUAUUAUUAUACGAGAUAUACCUAGGAAAAAAAAAGUAUUUUUCUAAUUCGUUUUUAGAAUAUUGAAACUGCUUCGCGGAAGCGAUUGGGGGGUGGGAGACGUUCCGAGUUAUUUUGAAGGAAAAAAAGAAAAUAGUUUUUAAUACAAUGUUGUAUCCAUUCAUCAAUGCAUUUUUGCUAUGUACUGGGAAAUAGAGUAUCGCGAAAGAAAAAUGUGUAAAUUAGAUUUCGAAUGUACGUAAGAAAGUGUAUGAUUCAAGAAUUUCGGACGAUUACAAGAUAUCAUGUUAUUCACAGAAAGGCACAAUUGCGCACAGUAUUUCACUAUCAGUGAUGUUGCGUUUUCUCGGUUUCAAUUCAGCUAAUUCGUGGUAUCCGUUUGACGACAGAUGCAUUUCCGUAUGAUCGAGUGCUUUGUUCAAUUUUGUGUUAUUUUUCGUGUAUAAUUAAGUAUUUUUUAUUUAGUGUAGGACGUCCCGUAUAUAUCGAUUGACAGUCCCGCAAGAUCAUUGCAUAUCUCUUAGUGAAUCUAUUUUAUUUGUGGAUUCUGAUCAAGCAUCACCAAAUGGACGCCUUUUUUGAUCAUAAAGGCGCGUCUCGAACGUUGAAAUCAGUACAACAAUCCAAAUCUGAUUAUAUUCCAAGCUUACACGCUACUCAGAAUUCUGUUACCUCGUUUUAGCGAUGCUGCAUGGUGCAUUUUGCACGCGCGCUUUCAUAGUCAUGGUGAUAUAGUUUAAUCUAUAUUAUCAAUCCAAGAUUGACAUCGGCCAAUCUUUCUUAUUAUCACUACUUCGUCUACAGUGGGUCACCCAUUCUUUCCCGUAAACGCUCCUAUCACGCAGCAGAGCUUAAGACUGUUUUCAUGAUGAUAUAAAUGAGAAGAUUCUAUUCUUUGAUUUGUGAGAAUAAAUCUAUAAAACUUUAGUAAGAAAAAUAAUUGGAAAGAAAUUGUGAUUUACGGAUGGCUUGUAACGCCAUGAUUGACGUUGUGUCUCAGCAGAUUGAUAUUGCUUUCUUUCUCGAAUUCAAGAAACAACGUAUUUUGAUCCAUUUUGAAAAAACGUACUAUACAGUGUACCUCCUAUUCUUUCUUAUAUUUUUUCUUAUUUUUUUUUUUUAAUUAUUUUUCUUAUUAAAAAUUGACUUUUUCUCCAAUUGUUAAGUUCUCUGAUUGAGCUCGUUCAUUUGAUUCUAUACGGAGCAAAUCCCAUGCACUGCAGUGUGAUAGAAGCCACGUAAGAAAGAAUAAAGAAUCCUAAUUAUUGAGUUAAAUUCGAAACAGAUCGAGGAAUAUGUUUGAAGACAAAAAGAGAUUGUAAAAAUACAGGUACACACAUACAAUAAGCUAGUAAUUUUCAUCGGCUACCGAUAUGACAGGGAUCAUAUCCGGAAGAUGUUCUGUGCGCCUAGUAAAGAUCAAUCAUCCAUAUAGUUUCGCUGGUUUCGCGUCUAGCAAAAUGAACACUUGCGUUUAUUUGCGAACGAAUGAAAUGUUUCACAUAGGCCAGUAUUCAUAGUCAGAUAUUAUAUUUAAGAUCGUCUUAAGUUUGAGUCUCCAUCCAGCCAAUAAAAUGAUCGUAUAACAUCUAAAAACAUUACUUAAGACGAUCUUGAAAUAAGAACUUUGAGUACCGGCCAUAUACUCCUUUCUCGCGUAUUUAUACCAACGGAAAUUGGGCGAAAUUAUACCGGUGUCAAUCCUUGGUUCAGUUUCCUGACGCGUGUAUUGGGCACGUAAAGGUAAAGAUACCAAUACCCGGACACUUAAGCAUAGGAAAUGUACCAAUACCUGGACACGUAUCUGUGUCUGGAUACCUUUAAAAAAAUAUAAAUUUAUGAAAAUAAACGUUUGGAUAUUAUAACUGAAGUUUCAAACUACAAGAAAAAAUAAAUUAUCUUUGAUUUUAAUUCGCGUAUACUUAUAAAUAAUAAUAAAGGUGUCCGGAUAUAGAUACAUGUCCGGGUAUUGAUACCUUUACCUUACAGCAUCGCUGAAGCGCGUAGCGGUUGCUUGAUGGAGCGGCAUACGACAGCGCGGGGUAGGACUCCUGCUGUGAACAGCGUUAUAUUAAAGAAAAAAAGAAGUUUCUCAGGUUAAAUAUAUAUUAAAUGCGUAGGAUUUAAUAUAUAUUUAAUAUGCAUAUAUAUAAUAUGUUAAAUUUAAAUAUAUACGUUGCUUAUUUAUUGUAACUAAUACGAAGAUUUUUAGAUUUGUACAUCCUUAAUGUAGCUGUAAUUAGACUGUACAUGCGCGGUGUGUCUCGUUUGAGAGCGCAGCGUGAUCGGUACAACGUUAUGUCCUGCGUUUAGCACGCUAUCGCAUCAGUUACUGUAUCCCAACGACCGUACCGUUGGGAUCCGGCGAGGUUUUAGAGUAAUUUAUCAAAAAAGGAAAUUUCGACGACUUCUUCUCGGACGACAAAAGAAAUAGAUCUGUGUGUGCGUGUUUGUUUAUUUUUUUUUUUUUUUAGACGCAGCCACUUGCGUAAAAUUAGAUUGACACAUUCGUUGCGGUUAUCAAUGCAGAAGAUUGAGGUAUACAUUUCAAUUGUUGUGUAAUUUAAACCACUGUAUAUAUACAUAUGGAAAGCGUUUUCCUGUAAAAAAAAAAUUGUACAUAACUGGAUGAAACUUGUACGUUUCGCCGUAGCGGGCGGAACGCGUGAGACGGAUGGCUUAUAUAAAUCUUUGAAUUAUCAAUUGUACAUAGAGAAAGAGAAGCGAAAACCCCUUCCCUUACCCCUUUAGUUGUAAACGUAAAAUUGCAACUAAUAGGUCUAUACAUAUAGAGAGAGAGAGAGAGGAAUCCUUUUCUUAGCUUUAGAACUUCGAGAUAGACUGUGCGCGUACCUUCGAUAUUGUUUCUGUACUUAUAAAUAUAUUCAGACUACUUAUACGAUUAAAGGAGGAAAAGAGAAGAAAAAGGGAGAGAAAAGGACACGAAACGAUAACGCAGUGACUACGCAGGCAUAUACGAUACGUGAACCCCGGUAGCAUCAAAUUCAACGGUAAUUUUAGUUCUGUCUGGUACAGAUUCCUUAUAUUUCAAUAAAAUCUCUACUUGAAGUCAG